UCUUUCUUCGCGUGGGCUGGAGGCGAUGCCACCUUUGCUGGAUUCUGGGAGGCUCCCCCGACUCUUGACCCGCCCUCCCUUCCCUCUCUUUCUGUUUCGUGGACCCUCUUUCCGGCCUGUGCCCCCUCUGCGUCAGGGAAGGCGGCCCCUCCCCGCGCUCCUCCGCCGUUUCCUUGGCCGUUUGGGGGGGUCCCUGCCGUCCCGUCCCCCUUUCCUCCCUCCCACCUCCCCGUCUUUCUGUGUGUGUCUUUCUGUGUGUGUCCUGCAUGCAGUGGGGCUUUGGGUGAGCCCUGAGACGGGAGCGCUCAGCCCCUGCGCCUGGAAGGAGAGCUAGGGCAGACCGACGGGAGGGAGGAAGAGCAGGAGGGCGGGGAGAUCCUGCGGACGGGCAGCCCAGCCCCGACGGCCCUCUCCGAUGGGCGCCCUUUGAUGGGGCGGAGGCGGCCGUCAUGCCACGAUGCUGACCCCGGGGCUUGCGCUCCCGCUUCUCCUGCUCCUGCUGCCGAGCCUUCCGGGGCCUGCGGGCGCGGCCGGGCUCGGGGAGGCCUCUCGGGGGUGCGCCCGUCUGGGCGGGGCCGGGCCCGAGGGGGGCGCCGGGCGCGGGCGGCGGGAUGCGGGCGGGCGCGGCGGGGUCUACGAGCACCUCGGCGGGGCGCCGCGGCGGAGGAAGCUCUACUGCGCCACCAAGUACCACCUCCAGAUCCACGCCAGCGGGCGCGUCAACGGCACCCUCGAGAAGAACAGCGUCUUCAGUAUUCUAGAGAUAACAGCUGUGGAUGUCGGGAUUGUGGCUAUCAAAGGCUGCUUCUCCGGCAGAUACCUGGCCAUGAACAAAAGAGGCAGACUUUAUGCUUCAGAGACCUACAAUGCCGAGUGUGAGUUUGUGGAAAGGAUUCAUGAGCUAGGCUACAAUACCUAUGCAUCCCGCUUGUACCGGACUGUGCCCAGUGGAGCCAGCAGCAAACGCAAAGCUAGUGCUGAGAGACUCUGGUAUGUCUCUAUCAAUGGAAAAGGACGACCUAGAAGGAGUUUCAAAACCCGUAGGACCCAGAAAUCCUCCCUAUUUUUGCCUCGGGUGCUGGAUAAUAAAGACCAUGAUAUGGUCCGACUGUUCCAUUCAAGUACUAAGUACCGAGAGGGCCUGCUAAAGCCUCCUAGUAAGAACCAGAGAAGAAGAAGAGGACACUAGUGGACACUCUGUCCAUGGGAUGGAUAGACUGGAGAUUGAAGACUAAGCCAGUAUUCAAAGUGCUACUAAAUAAGUACAAAUACAAUUGUGUGACCAAUGUUGAUAAAUGACACAGUGUGUGUAUAUAUUACUGGAUGCCUCACUAGACAUCCUUCUUAAUAGAUUUUUUAGAAUUAUAGCCAUUGCUAAGAACUUAAAAAAUAAAUUGAAGCAUGUAUACAUGUAAAUUAGAUGGAUAAAAUGAUGACUUUUGGAAUUCUUUGUCAUCUUCUUCAGUGAGAUCUCUCUUUAAGCAUCUUGGGAGUGUUUUUAAUGCAGUCUUUUCCAGUUCUCAGUCAGUUAAUGAAUUAAGUGAUAAUAAAUUAUUUUUGCCUUAAUUUCUCCAUGGCAAAACAGUAGUUUUGAAGAUGGUGCACAUGUGUGUCAAAGCAGGCACUACUUUAGAAUUAACAUCCCCUUGUCUGAGUAAAUUACUCAAUCUGAUUAAUCAUUAGAGGUUGUAGCCUUCAGACAUAUUCAUAACAAAAUGCUAUACUUGAUCUCUAAGUUAUAGCUAACUGAAGAGAUUUAAAACCUGAUUUAUUCUGUAAACUUUUAUUUAACUUAUUUUGACUUCUGUUUUAAGAACAAAUAAGUAUCAGCCAAUGCUCAUUAUCUUUCAUUUAACUUUAAUGUUGAUGAGAAAAGUAAUUUGUGCAUUUCAGGAGAGAUACAUGCUGCUAGGCUUAUUAUUAGUUGAUCAAAAAUAUGUUUUUCUUCAUGAAUUGCCAUCAAGAUUUUUUUUUAAAGAAAACCCGGUUGUGUAAAUAAAGGCUUCAGGAGAACUUG
Molecule: messenger RNA, 2017 nt
Organism: Anolis carolinensis (green anole)
Lineage: Eukaryota; Metazoa; Chordata; Lepidosauria; Squamata; Anolidae
Gene: fgf3
Product: fibroblast growth factor 3
Exons: 3
Coding region: 458-1189 (243 amino acids)
Biological process (GO): animal organ morphogenesis; positive regulation of cell population proliferation; regulation of cell migration
Cellular component (GO): cytoplasm
Molecular function (GO): growth factor activity; fibroblast growth factor receptor binding
Source: RefSeq, a predicted model, not a curated record